Penicillium argentinense is the source of this 2259-nucleotide messenger RNA. RefSeq lists its product as uncharacterized. The transcript has a single exon. NCBI's taxonomy places the organism in Eukaryota, Fungi, Ascomycota, Eurotiomycetes, Eurotiales, Aspergillaceae. The coding region runs from base 1 to 2259 and encodes 752 amino acids. Gene Ontology annotation, biological process: intein-mediated protein splicing. The record is from RefSeq and is a predicted model, not a curated record.
AUGGAUCCCAUCGAAGUACUGAACCGGUACCCCUCUUCUCAUUUUCAGGCUUUCCAGAGCCAUGAAGAAUUCGAUCGCUCCAGCCGCCCCCAUGUUGAUGCGGUGAUUCAGGGCAUGUUCUAUGCGACGCAGCAAGAUGCCCAGCGACCCACAUUCUUCCACGACCACCCGGUAGUGCUGAUGGUGGUGAGCAUGAUGCAAAAGCUCUCAAACUGGAGGUAUGCAGAUGUCGUGUUCCCUAGCAUUGACAGGGGCCUGUCUCCACCCAGCUUCACUAUCGGGGAUCUCAAUCAGGCAGCCUUCCUGUAUGGCUCCAACGCCCUCUUGGCCAACAGCUGCUAUGACGCUGGUUUCACUCAUCUUUAUGAAGAUAAGUUCCAGGAGCAUAUCCGCUGGGUGAAUUCGGAAUUCAACAAGCAAUGCAGUGCUUUGUAUGCCGAGUACUUCCGACAGGUCGCAGGAUUGGCGCCAUCCGCAGAUUACGUUGCCCAGUAUAGAUCCCUGUUUCUUUCCAGAGCCUAUCGGUCCUUGAGAAGGGCUCAGCUAGCCAACGGGUCUUGGAAAAACCCCACACUGGAAGUUUACAUUCAUCUGGUCAAAUUGUUGGCCUGUGGAGCUUCCAUUGAGGAGGUCCAAGAAAUCUACCAGAGCUUCACAACUGGUGAAGAUGCCAUCGACCCUGGUUACUUUCCCUCCCUCACCGGAGACCAAUGGUUGCAAUACAGGGGCUGGUUGAAAAGCGAUUAUCUCGGCUGCGCCGACUUGAAAGCCCAGAAUCUCUGUGUCGUUAAGUUGCCUCCUUUCCCCGUUGGGGAGGUGUUUGUAAUGCAGUGCCAGUAUUACAAGAAUCCCGUCACUUCCUCCUGCUUUUCGGCACAGUCACCAGUGCUUCUCGCUGAUGGGACCACCAGAGUGAUCAGCCAGAUACAGGAAGGCGACCGUGUCCAAUCCCACGUCUUCAGCGGAGGCAGACGGUUGCAAAGUACGUCAACCGUUGCGUUCAUCAGCAGGCCCAAACGAGCUGGACGCACCCUCUACUCGUACCGAGCAGCCCCUCAGAUCCAAUUCACCGACACCCACCCCUUGAUUGACGUUCAUCCUACCAGCCUCGCUCUCAAGUUUGUCGAUCCUGACAGCGCUCGGUCGCUAAACCCUUCAUGGAAAGCCUUGCCUGCAAGUCGCAUUUCUCCGGACGUGUUGGAGGUGCAUGACGGCGGCUCAGCGGACCCUGACGAGGUCCUCUACGACCUGGUUUUUGAGCCGAGCGGGGUCGAUUUGGAUACGGCCAAUGUCUGUAGUGGCCCGACGACGUUCACCAUGGCCGAUGAUCUACACCACCACCGCUUCGACGUGGCCAGUGAAGCCCCGGUGUUCGAAUGGUUCCCCUAUACGAUGCGAUUCUUCGAGCACCUAUUGGGUUCCCUGCUGCCUCACAAGCCUGAUUUCCCGACGAUCAUAUCGCACCUUACCGAGCGCACCAUUUCUCUUCACGACCACUUCUGGGGCUGCUGGGACGAGAUGGCCCGAGACGCAUGCACCAGGGUGCAGCACACUUCACAUCCGAGCAUACCCACUGAUGAGACAUUUUCCGUGCCCCUCAAUCGGCUCCUCCGAUUCGCAAUCUCAGAUGGUGGGGAAAUCUUUUUAGAUCCACAGACAGUGGCAGAUGCCUUUGAGAGGCUCCACACCACGCUCGGGCGGAGAGUCGCGCAUGAGAUCUGCACCGGCUGGGCGUAUCUACCCGGGACUGAAACCAUUCCCAUUCUUCUAUUGCACAACUUUCAAUACUCAGCCCGCGCUACCCCGGUUUCUCAGCCGCCGGAUCGUCACCAAGGUUUCUCUUGGAGGGUGUUACAGGAUGGGGAGCAGGUGGCUGCAAGAGAGGUGCAUGCGUCGCGACAAGGCUUCAACGUGUUUGAAAUGCAUGAUGUGAUUCCGUUAAUCUCAGCUCCCAGUCACAGUGACGGUGCACGGUGGAUGCUUGGAUUCGAAGUACACGAUCCUGCGACUGGAGUCACAUAUGUUGGGCGCAGCUGUGGGUAUAUCAAUAAACAUGCAGUUGUCGGGCUUGGAAGAGGCCAGGGUAAUGAACAUGCCACUAUUGACGUUAAAGUCAUGCAGGUUAGCCGGGAGGCAUUAUUGGCGCAGAAAACAUGGGACCAUCCCAUGCGGAUGAGAUUUGCAGCGGCGCUGGGUGACAUCUUCGCUGCCAGGCUCGUCGCAAGGCAGCCAUCUGUUCUGCCACAGAGGGGCUAUUAA